AUGUCUGUGACGCCACCUCCUUCUGCUAAAAAUGAAGAAAUGAUUUGUCUGUGGAAGCAAUGCAAUCGCAGCUUUGAAGAUCCUGAAUUGCUUUAUCAACAUUUGGCAAACGAUCACGUUGGAAGAAAGUCUACAGGAAAUCUAUGCCUUAAAUGUCAUUGGGAUAAAUGUGAGGUUCAAACAACUAAGAGAGAUCAUAUUACCAGUCAUUUAAGAGUUCACGUACCAUUGAAGCCACAUGUUUGUCCUCGCUGUCGUAAGGCUUUCAAACGACCCCAAGAUUUAAAAAAGCAUGAGAAAAUUCAUUCUGAAGAACAUCAAGCAUCAAUUUUAGGAAAAAAUAACAGACAUAAAAAUAAUCAACCACCUACUCCUCCACAAAAUCCAAUCGAUGAUCCUUCAAUUUCUUAUACUUCUUCUCCACCACAAAUACCUCCCUCGCCAGAAAGUGAAACUUCCGAUAUAGUCUAUAAAUAUCAGCAGUUAUCUGGUCAAGAAAUUCUUGGUGUUGAUUAUGCAAAUUUUGGUCCACCUUCAUUUGAUCUAGAUUACAAUUUCAAUCCUCCAUUAUCUACAACUAAUAUUAUUAAACAUAACCAUAAGCGCAGUGUAGAUUUUGUGGAUGAAUUCAUUCAGGAUGUAAAAAGAAAUAAAGUAGACCCCCAGUAUAGUGAAGGAGUUUUUGAUCAAGGCCUUAGCAAAGAUAAUAUUAAUCUAAUCAAUUAUCAAAAAGAAGAUUUAGUUGGAGUCGGUGAUUUCAUGAAACACCUUUUAAAAGAUAUUGAAGGCAAUGAUAAUGAUAAUGAGCUUAAUAUUAACUCUGGAUCGGUAAACUCUAAUAUUUAUCCUUUUCAACCCGAAGAAUUUAGCGAUGGUAGCCUUUAUCCACAUGUUGAUAAUGUUAACCCUCCAAGUACUGAUGUAGAACACAGUGCUUUAUCUUAUACAAAUUCCUAUCCUGACAUGGUCCAACACAAUAUUUCGUUUAACACUUCAGUUGUAUAUCCUAUGCACGGACUGACAACUCCAUAUAUACCUCAGGGUCUCCUAAUCUGGAUGAAUCAAAAAACGCUCCUAAACUGGAUGAAUCAAAAAAACGCUCCUAAACUGGAUGAAUCAAAAAGCGCUCCUAAACUGGAUGAAUCUAUUGACGACGAUGAACAGGAUGAAGAAUUAGUUAAACGGUUUGAAAAGUUGAAAAUAUUUAGUAAGCAGGAUAAAAAAACUAAAAAAACUUUACGGGAAAGUGCUGUACUUGUUUCCAUUAUCUAUGAUAAAAUCAAUCGAUUGAUUAAUCAGCUUGACGCACGUCCACAAUUGAUUGAUCAGCCGGAUACACGUCCGAAAACUGUGACAGAUUACGUAGAUG
Dentiscutata erythropus is the source of this 1369-nucleotide messenger RNA. NCBI's taxonomy places the organism in Eukaryota, Fungi, Glomeromycota, Glomeromycetes, Diversisporales, Gigasporaceae. The record is from the annotation of a GenBank genome assembly.